Acromyrmex echinatior (Panamanian leafcutter ant) is the source of this 1155-nucleotide messenger RNA. Its product is annotated as sodium-dependent nutrient amino acid transporter 1. Gene Ontology annotation, biological process: amino acid import across plasma membrane; nitrogen compound transport; sodium ion transmembrane transport. Gene Ontology annotation, molecular function: L-amino acid transmembrane transporter activity; amino acid:sodium symporter activity. Gene Ontology annotation, cellular component: plasma membrane. NCBI's taxonomy places the organism in Eukaryota, Metazoa, Arthropoda, Insecta, Hymenoptera, Formicidae. The record is from RefSeq and is a predicted model, not a curated record.
GCGAUAUAUAGUAAUGGUUAUCGUUUUAUCAAAUAAGCUUCCGAAACAUUUGUGCGGGAGAGAGAGCAGAUCUCGUCGCCUGGUCCGACGACCAGUUUACAUCAGUAGCAUCAACGUUCAUGGAUAUCCCUUCGGAAGUAGUGAUCGCGUCUCAGUUUCCUGCCUUAAAUAUAGGUUGAUUUUGAUUCUUAUUCGUAUCUUUCAACGUGGUCAUCCUACGCUAUGUACAAGACAAGGGAAAAGAUAGAACUGGGUCUCGAUAACGUCAUCUUUCAAAUAGAUGAGUCCCAUGUUGGAAAUGGCGAGACAAGGUGUUACUUUGAAAACUCAACGGCCGUUUUGGACGAGCAAGUCAUUGAUUCAAGUAAAGAGCGCGCAACAUGGAACAACAGUGUGGAAUUCCUUAUGUCAUGUAUCGCUGUGUCGGUCGGUUUUGGUAAUAUUUGGCGAUUUCCGUUUACGGCUUAUGAAAAUGGCGGCGGUGCCUUUCUCAUUCCGUACGUAAUCCUGCUCUUUCUGGUGGGCAAACCAUUUUACUUUUUGGAGAUGAUCAUCGGACAGUUCUCCGGCAGCUCAUCUGUUAAAGUCUGGAACAUGUCACCGAGUUUUGUCGUAGCGGUCUGUCUGAACGACUGAUGCAGUAAUAUUGCCCGAGCUCUUUCUAAGUUUCGUCCCCUCCAUCACAUUUCUUCAGGAAUGCAUAUGAAUUGUUCAACCAACACAAGCAAGAGAUCAAAAAUGCAAGCGCCGAUAUACGACAGUUUUAUUAAUGUAAUAAAAGAUUUUUUUAAGGACAUUCGACGUAUUAAUACGACAUAUUUCGCGAUGACAUCAUGAAUGUAAUUUUGAUACAUUGCAACGUUGCCAAAUAAUAUACAUAAUGAUAUAAAAUUUAAAGAUCGAGAUGCACUGCGCCAAAUAGUGCGCAUAAUGAUUGUAUGUCCCACCCGUUGUAAUCUUAUACUCGCCACAGUAUUCGAGCUCUCUCUUCUACUCAUAGUAAUCCUAUACUUAUAGCAUUCGCGCUCUCUCUUCUACCCGUUGUAAUCUUAUACUCGCCAUAGUAUUCGAGCUCUCUCUUCUACUCAUAGUAAUCCUAUACUUAUAGCAUUCGCGCUCUCUCUUCUACCCGUUUUAUUCUCUCUCACGUUCUCU